Molecule: messenger RNA, 1552 nt
Organism: Marchantia polymorpha subsp. ruderalis
Lineage: Eukaryota; Viridiplantae; Streptophyta; Marchantiopsida; Marchantiales; Marchantiaceae
Source: the annotation of a GenBank genome assembly
GAAAUCGAGAACUCUGAUUUUAAGCUUGCUCCACCACACACACACACAGACGCAGGCAGGCAGGCAGAUAUAACGCUUCUUGAACGUUCAAGAAGACCGAGGACGAGGAGGACGACGAGCGGCAGCGGAAGCGCCUGGAGUUCUUGAUCUUUCCCGUAACGCUCCUGCCAUGGCGGGAGUUGUAACAGCUGGCGUCGGCGGGAAUGUGGCUGUGCUCGCGGGCCAGUGCGAUGGCCGCCAACGACGACGGCGCUCGUCGUCGUCGUGCAAGGCAUCGAUGUCGCUCGUGCCCGCGACGAAGUUUGGUGGCGCGGUGGGAUUGCGGACGAAGGAGAAUGGAGGGCGAGCAUGGCGGAGGGAGUUGAAUUCCAGCGCCGUGCUUGGCGUCAGAGCGGAGAUUCGCACUGAGGAGGCCUCGGCGGAUUCUGUUGCCAUGGCCAUUCCCCAGACGCAGCAAGCUUGGGUUUACCAGGCCUAUGGCGAGAAGGAAGUGAUGAGUAUUGGUGAGGUUGCUGUGCCGGAAUUGAACCCCGACCAAGUGCUGAUCAAGGUCUGUGCAGCGGCUCUCAAUCCUGUCGACUCUAAGCGACGGGGUGGAAAGUUUCAGGCCACAGAUUCGGAUCUUCCUAUUGUACCGGGAUACGAUUGUUCAGGUAUAGUGGUGAAAGUGGGAAGUGAAGUGUCCAAGUUUAAGGUCGGUGAUGAGGUUUAUGGAGACACUUCCGAGUUCUGCCUCAACGGUCCCAAACAGUACGGAACUCUCGCACAGUACACAGCAGCCGAGGAGAAGCUGCUUGCGAAGAAGCCUCAGAGUCUCACUUUUGCCGAAGCUGCGAGCUUACCUUUGGCGCUUCAGACUGCCUAUCAAGGUUGGCAAAAGGCAGGUAUCAAGGAGGGACACAAGGUGAUGGUCCUCGGAGGUGCCGGAGGUGUAGGCACUUUGGCGAUUCAGUUGGCCAAGCAAGUCUUCAAGGCAUCGUCCGUUGCAGCGACGGCAAGUACUGGCAAGGUCGAUCUUUUGAAAAGCUUGGGCGCAGACGUUGUCGUUGACUACACCAAGCAAAAGCUGGAAGAAUGGCCAGAGAAAUACGAUGUUGUGUACGAUACCGUUGGGAAGGGUGAGGGAACGAAGGUCGUGAAGCCUGAUGGUGGACUGGUUGUCAUUACGGGACCUGUAGAGCCGCCAGGCUUUAGAUACGUGAUUGUGUCCAAGGGUUCUGACUUGGAAGAGCUGAACCCUUACUUCGAAACUGGAUCAAUGCAAGCCGUACUCGACCCUCAAGGUUUAUUUCCCUUCACCAAAGUUGUGGAGGCAUUUGGUUACCUGGAAACGGGCCGAGCUUUUGGCAAAGUCGUGAUCUCUCCAAUUGAAUAGGCCUCACGACAUGUAGCAAGAGAUGUGAAGGAUUGGAGGUCAUAAGCCUUCUAAAUUGUGAAUAUUUACAGAAAUAUGCAGCUUGCCCAAGUUCAGUUCUACUUGGAAAACUUUGCAACUGAGUGAUAUAAUAUGUAUCAGAACUUGCCAAUCGUGUUGUUUAAAUCCACAAACUGU